This is a messenger RNA of Purpureocillium takamizusanense, 939 nucleotides long. RefSeq lists its product as uncharacterized. Gene Ontology annotation, biological process: signal transduction. Lineage: Eukaryota; Fungi; Ascomycota; Sordariomycetes; Hypocreales; Ophiocordycipitaceae. Gene Ontology annotation, cellular component: cytoplasm. The transcript has a single exon. The record is from RefSeq and is a predicted model, not a curated record. The coding region runs from base 1 to 939 and encodes 312 amino acids.
AUGGCGUCCUCCGAGGUGGACCAAAAGUUCUUGGGCAGGCUGGCGAGAGCCGUUGAGCAUGACAAUCCAUUGCUGUCCUCAAUGCUCUUCAAGAUCCUCGGCCUCUCUCUCAACCUUGCUGAGCAACUCGUCGCCGCCAAGAAGCAACGCCGACCCGACCCUGCCGCCUCCCCUCACUUCCUGAAGCGGGUGCUGCACAUCAUAUGGCUCGCCCGCGAAGGCCUCGUCAUGCUGCAACAAUACGUCAUUCCCAUGGUGGGCAACUACGUCGAGCUCAAGGUCUUGGCCUACAAGCUCCGCGCCAGCUUCCACCACAUAUUCGUCUUAUUCCACAACCAGCCCUCUGUAUCCAGUAUGGCCAGCUGGACUCCAGAGCUGAUGCAGGUCGCAGCGGAAAUGGUGGCUAAGACGGACAGGAAGAAGGACGUGGAAUCUGCCAGCGAUGACCCGGUGUCGAGGUCAUCAUCUGUACAGCCUACCCAUCCACUGGAGGGCGGCCCCGUCGGUCCGCCACCCGGCUUUGAGGUGCACGUGGCUUUGCUUCCGCCAUCAUUCCUCAUGCCUGCCCAAGAUUAUCUUCCCACCGCUCACCAGUAUUUCAAGGAGGCCUCUCGCCUGGCCGACCAGCUCCUGUGGGGGUCCCACUCACUGCGACUAUCCGUUAAGACCGAGUAUGCCGCAUUCCUGUUCGACUGCGUCCACGAUGCCGACGCCAGUCGCAAGCUGGCAAAAGAAACCAUAUCAGAGGUCUACGAAGCCACCGAGGGCAUGGAUGAUGACAUGUUCAGCGACGCCUGCGAGCUCGUCACCGUCUUGGGCAGGAUGAUGAAGCGUGGACUGGGUUCCAACGGCACGAUCCGCAGCAAGGGCCAAGAAGCCACGAAGCAAUCAGUCGCGCUGCAAGCAACACCUCCCCUCGGCAUGGAAAAUCCUAUAUAA